UUGGUAUGGCCUUAUGUCGACUUGCUUACUUCCCUGGGUCGUCUUCUUCGCGGAUUCUCGUUUCCACUACCACCAGGACGAUCAAUCCUCUUCAUCUAACACUUUCUCCCCCUAAUCACCCUUCCCAAUUCCCCAAUCUCUCUUCGCUUCACAAACCUCUUCCUUCAUUCCCCUUUUGGUCUUCUCGUCCUUCUUUUUCUUCAUCACCGUCGGAUUCCAUGGAAGCUCCUCCCGAAGGUUACCGUAGAAAUGUUGGUAUAUGUCUGAUAAAUGAUGAUAAGAAGGUUUUUGCUGCUUCCAGGCUGGAUAUACCCAAUGCUUGGCAAAUGCCGCAGGGUGGUGUUGAUGACGGUGAGGAUCCAAGGAAUGCAGCUAUCAGGGAAUUAAGAGAGGAGACAGGAGUAAAGUCAGCAGAAGUUAUUGCAGAGGCACCUUAUUGGUUAACAUAUGACUUCCCACCACAUGUUAGGGAGAAACUGAAAGUUCAGUGGGGAUCUGACUGGAAAGGUCAAGCUCAGAAAUGGUUUCUGAUGAAAUUCACUGGGCAAGAUCAAGAAAUCAAUCUUUUAGGUGAUGGUACUGAGAAAGCUGAGUUUGGGGAGUGGUCAUGGAUGUCACCAGAAGAAGUAAUUGAGCUUGCUGUAGAUUUCAAGCAGCCUGUCUACAAGGAAGUCAUUGCGGUGUUUGCGCCAUUUCUUCAAAAGUGAUAUUUAUAUUGUUGAAUGUGCUAUGGCUCCCUGAUACAAAAGUAUCCAUCAAUAGUUGUGGGGGCCUUUAAUAACUGUCACCGAGGGCAUUAAGGACAUUUCCAUUUUUGGCACCAGGAAUGGGUUCUUAGCUGUGAUUAUUAUUGGCAUGUCUGCCCAUCUAUAUUGCCAAAUGCACAUGAUUGUAGCGGGUCAAUGAGCUAAUAGUUCCAUAUUCUAGAUAAACUUGAUGCCACGUGUUCGAUAAAUCAGGAGGGGAAAUGUGUAAAAUAAAUAAAAUGAAGUGCCCUUGAAAUUUUCUACAGCAUCACUUCAUGUUGUUAAUGUAAGAUCCAAUUGACGAAUUUGGAGAAA
This is a messenger RNA of Neltuma alba, 1061 nucleotides long. RefSeq names its product nudix hydrolase 26, chloroplastic-like. The transcript has 6 exons. NCBI's taxonomy places the organism in Eukaryota, Viridiplantae, Streptophyta, Magnoliopsida, Fabales, Fabaceae. Bases 6 to 707 code for a protein of 233 amino acids. Gene Ontology annotation, cellular component: chloroplast. The record is from RefSeq and is a predicted model, not a curated record. Gene Ontology annotation, biological process: ribose phosphate metabolic process; nucleoside phosphate metabolic process. Gene Ontology annotation, molecular function: guanosine-3',5'-bis(diphosphate) 3'-diphosphatase activity; bis(5'-adenosyl)-pentaphosphatase activity.